Phragmites australis (common reed) is the source of this 2947-nucleotide messenger RNA. RefSeq lists its product as uncharacterized. NCBI's taxonomy places the organism in Eukaryota, Viridiplantae, Streptophyta, Magnoliopsida, Poales, Poaceae. Bases 942 to 2669 code for a protein of 575 amino acids. Gene Ontology annotation, biological process: protein phosphorylation. The transcript is spliced from 6 exons. The record is from RefSeq and is a predicted model, not a curated record. Gene Ontology annotation, molecular function: protein kinase activity; ATP binding.
UACACAAUCGGCAAACAAACAGGUCGUGACUUCUCCCAAAUUUCUUUUCACUUUCCUCCCACAAAAGCAUUCAUACUUCCAUCAAUGCCCUCAACUUCUGCCUUUCCAUAUUUUCCAAGCAGACACGAAAUUCGUCGACAUUUGUAUACGCAGUCCCCAAUAAGAGAAGAAAAUCCGCAGCUCCCUUCAAUUUUCUACUCUAUGCCGCCCUUGCCGUAAUCUCUCCUCCACCUCGUCCUCUCCCUUCAGAUUCCAGUAACUGCGCCGCCCCAUAUUCUCAACGAAGCCCCCAAUGCAUUAGAGAUCGGACGUGGUUCGGGAACAGGAGAGCUGGGUGCCCGUACAGCGGUGAGGGAGGGGAGCGUACGUAUCCCACCGGCACGCGGCCGCGUUGCAGGGUGUACGCGCGCACGGGCCCUUUUCUGGUGCGCGCUCUCAAUGCGCUCUUGAUAUCCCGGGGUACUCCUCGAUCGGCAUCCGCUUCUGCUUCGGUUGCGGGCGGCUCAGCUGCUGCUGCGCAGCGGGAAGAGCGGCGAAAGGUGGCAUUUUGAUCCGGUUAUCCGCGGGCUCUAUCCGUUGCGAAGCCGCCGCGAUCCUUGGGAGUGGUAAAAGUUUCCACCUUUAUGCUCCGGAUCGGUUUCCUUGGGGCAAUCGCGUUUGGCCUCAGGUUUCGGCGCCAUUAGUGUGCAAGUUCAAGGAUUCUUGAGAAGCCCUGAAUGUGACUGCCUGAUUCUCCACCAACCUCUUCAAAAUUCGACUGCAAAUGGGCCAAGGAGUUGCGGUGAUUCCUGGUUUGAAGACUUCUGGAGGUGUUUCGAGCGACAGAUUCCUUUUCUCCUCCUCCAAAUUUUAUUUCAACAUGUGGUUUCUAUGGAUCCAGAUUUCGAAAGUUGGAAUUUGAUCAUCUUUGGUAGUGCUUCUUGGCUUCCUUAUUUGCUAUUAUGGAGGACCAGAACUCAUGGCUUAGGAGGACAAAUUACUCUCGCACUAUCUACACGAGGGUGGAUCCUCGCUGGGUAGCUAUUGCUCCACUUGGCAAGGAUGUUGAGAGGAGACUGCAGGUUGCUCCACUUGCCAAUGAUGUUGAGAGGAAACUGCAGAAAUUUGUGAGUGCGGGAAAGUCUCUGUCGAUGCCCGUUGAUCGGGACGAUGAAGAUACAGGGGCUGCAUUCAAGCACUCUGCUAGCUUGCCGCUAGUUCGAUCCUCGCUUCAGCUUGAUAGGGACAAGGCCAAUAAGGCGAAGAGGGCAUGUUUGGAGAUUCCUUCAAGCCCCUCACUGAACUCGGAGAAUACCAAGGGUCCAAGGGCAAGGAGCCUGGUCAAGAGCCCAAGUUCGAUGAUGCUCCUCAGCUACUUGAACAAGGCACCCUCGAAUCAAGGUUCUAGUCCACAAAAGGCUGUUGGACCUCAGCACAGGCAGAGAUCAAAGUCCCCCUUUCCCAGUAUUGUGCCUUCGGAAGUGUUCAGGGAAGCAAGGUCUAGCAGCCAGAGGUUUGCAAUCACUCCUCCACAGCGAAGAGGAUCUGAAAAGAGCAUCUAUAGCAAGUCAUAUUUUAUGCAAGUGCCUGAUAUGGGUCAAAGUCCUGAUUGGUGUUCAACUCCAGUGGUGUCUGGUAAGCACAAGUCUCAAAAGGAUAAUUCUUGGACAAGGAAAUACAAUGGUGGAAGGAGGGUUAGCGCAGUGGACACUACUGAUGAUCGGAGGGUGCAGAGGGUUAGAAUGAAUCAAGCGGUGCAGACGACAGUCGAUUGGACACUAGAUUCAUCCAAGCUGCUUGUUGGGCAACGGUUUGCUAGUGGGGCAUAUAGCCGGCUGUACAGAGGGUUCUAUGAUGAUAAACCAGUUGCAAUUAAAUUUAUCCGCAAACCUGAUGAUGACGACAAUGGGAAGAUGGCUGCAAAAAUUGAAAAACAGUAUAACAGUGAGAUCAAUUCUCUAUCCCACUUGUACCACAAGAAUGUGAUCAAGCUAGUAGCAGCCUAUAAAUGCCCACCAGUUUUUUACAUUAUUACUGAGUUCCUUCCUGGAGGCUCCUUGAGGUCAUACCUAAAUAGCACAGAGCGCCACCCCAUCCCUCUGGAGAAGAUCGUAUCCGUUGCGCUCGAUGUUGCCCGUGGGAUGGAGUACAUACACUCUCAAGGGGUGGUCCACCGUGACAUUAAGCCUGAGAACAUCCUCUUUGAUGAGAACUUCUGUAUGAAGAUUGCUGAUUUUGGUAUUGCCUGUGAGGAGACUUUGUGUGAUGUGCUAGUGGAGGAUGAGGGCACUUAUAGGUGGAUGGCUCCUGAGAUGAUCAAGCAAAAGGCAUACAACCGGAAGGUGGAUGUCUACAGCUUUGGAUUGCUCCUUUGGGAAAUGGUGUCCGGAAGAAUUCCUCAUGAAAACUUGACCCCUUUCCAGGUGGCUUAUGCUGUUGCAAAUAGGAACCUGAGGCCAACAAUUCCUCCAGAAUGUCCAUCGGCCCUAAGACCCUUGAUUGAGCAGUGUUGCGAAUUGCACCCUGACAAGAGGCCUGACUUCUGGCAGAUUGUGAAAGUCCUGGAACAGUUCCACUCUGUUCUCUUGCAGGGCGGCUGCCUCGACACACUGAAGAGUGGCACCUGCCAGGAUCAGAAGAAGCGGUUCCUGCAUUGGUUUCAGCAACUGAAACCAUCACAUAGCACCUGAGUUCUUGUAGCAUAUUUGCAGCCGUAGUUUUAUCCGGUUGGGUAUGCUCAUUAGUUUAGCGAAAGCUUUACUGUUUGCUCUUUGAAGAGAAAGGAUCAUUUGCUUUAAGGAACCCGUGUUCUAGGAUGCUUGUAGCUGUUUUUCUGUGGUCUGGAAAUAGCUUUUACGGUAGUUGUAUUUGCUACUGCUUUUGCAGUUUGUCUUCUCUUGUUAAAUUACCUGCAGGUUAUUCAGAUGCUGUAUAGCCUCUUGUUAAAAAGAAAAGGCAUCUUUGUUAA